This is a messenger RNA of Pecten maximus, 3946 nucleotides long. RefSeq lists its product as uncharacterized. The record is from RefSeq and is a predicted model, not a curated record. NCBI's taxonomy places the organism in Eukaryota, Metazoa, Mollusca, Bivalvia, Pectinida, Pectinidae. The transcript is spliced from 7 exons. Gene Ontology annotation, molecular function: phosphotransferase activity, for other substituted phosphate groups. Gene Ontology annotation, biological process: phospholipid biosynthetic process. Gene Ontology annotation, cellular component: membrane. Bases 193 to 801 code for a protein of 202 amino acids.
CAUGACACCUGUACUUUACAAUCAACGGGUUUCGCAUCAGCAACAGGUGCGUGCGGUAAGAAUGAGAUAGGAAACAAAAGCCAGAUUGACAACAGAUGUUCACAUAUGUCCUCGAACGACAGCGCGACUACCAGUUAAGCUGCAACUAUACCAGAUUUGGGAUCUGAAUACUUUGCAAAUAGGUAUCUGUGGAUGAUGGGGAACGAAGUCUUGCUCUACGUCCCUAAUAUCAUAGGCUAUGCUCGUCUAUGUUUACUUGCUGUGAGCAUCAGCAUGUAUGAUUCGCCUGUUAUAUUCCUCAUCUUCUACUGCAUAUCUGCUAUCCUGGAUGGAUUUGAUGGCUAUGCUGCCCGAAAAUUAAAUCAGAUGUCAGGGUUUGGAGCCUGGUUAGAUGUAGUUGUGGACCUAAUCAGCAGGGGAAUCCUAUGGUGUUUCAUCAGCAAGUGGGGCUACUUUGUCAUGGUUAUAGAGUGGAUGACAUUUGUAGCCACCCACAGUGGAGGCUCCAACUGGAAGAUACCAGAAGAAGAUUUUCCAGUCGUAUGUCGGAAAGUCAUGGAGAAUGGAUUUAAAACUCCAUUGGGAACAUAUGCUAUAACAGGCUUACACAUCCUCCCAAUCUGGCUGUACAUUUGCUCAAAGGAUCUCAUAGUUGCAUCCCUUCAACUGUCUCCAUGGAUUCAGCAUUCUGUUACCUUAUUUCUGAUUGGUGGAAGACUUCUGUCAUUGAGAGUCGAGAUUUUUUUCAUUUCAAAGCACCUAGCUGUUCUCCUGUCUGCAGAUGAAAUAGAGAAUUCAUAAAUUCUGGUAUAACACUACAGGUAAUAGUCAUUUCUGGAUACAAUUAGUGCUAGCUAUAAGUUGGUAAUGUAUAAUUGACAAAUACUCAAUUCUUUGGAUGACAAUGAUUUACACUGUAGCCAAGGGACCAGCUGUUUAUGCCUGGAUUUUCACAAGCCAUGACUCAAUGUUUCAAAAAAAAAAGAAAAUUUAAUUAUUGAGAAAUAUCUGAAACUUUUAAAAAAAAAUUAAAGUUUUUCAUCUCCAAAUUUUAGUUUAGAACUUCAAGAUUUAUGAAAGUAUACAAAUUUUUAAUUUUUUGCCCACUAUCAUCAGAUGAUGGGCCAUUCAAAUUGCCCUGCAUGGUCCUCUCUGUCUGUCUGGGAUGGAUUUCUCACAUUUCAUGUGUAGGUUCCUCUAAGUCCUUAGAUGUGCUCUUUUGAUUUUGGAAUUGGUCAGAAAAACAAAAUGGCUGGCAGGUGGUUGUCUUGGAUUUUCAGCUCACCUAGCCCAAAGGUGCCUGAUUUUGAUGAACAUAGGUCUUGAGCAUUAUUGGGCAAAGAAGAUCUUAUGUUGUAUAAAUGGAUGGUUUGACUCCCUUCGGGCCUGAGCUCAAUAAGGGAAAUAGAGGUAAAUCCUUAAAAUAGCUACUAAUCUUGAAAGACUGAAUGGAUUGUGAUGAGAUUCAGUCUUUAAAUUUUUAGGCAAAUGAGAUCUAAUAUUGUAUAAAGAAAGGAUGCAGCAUUCCUUGGGUGAGAGAAAGGGGGGCCAAUGGCUGAAAUAUAGCAAAUAAAAAUCCUUUAAAAUCUUUUUUCAUUCUUAAAAAUGAUGGUAUUUGGUCCACACGUAGUGUUGGGAAGGCAGCUCUAAAGUAGGAAAAUGUUUGAAAUAUAACUUGAAUGAGAGUAUUUUGCCAUAAUUACUGAAAUAUCCAGGUGAGCGAUACAGGCCCUCUGGACAUUGCUAAUUUUAAGGAGUACAAGAAGGACACUUCUGAAACUUCAUGUGGAGGUUCCCCUCAGUCCCUAGUUAUUUAAUUUUGAAAUGGAUCCAGAAAAAAUAAAUGGUGACAAGCAGCCAUCGAUAGAUUUUGACAUUUGAAGAUUUUUAUCUCUAUUUCAUUGAGAACCACAGGAAGGAUGUUUCUCAAUAUUCAUAUGUAGGUAGGAAUUGCCUUUUGCCCCUAGUUAUGCCAAUUCAAUUUUGUGUCAGAUCUGAAAGUCGAAAUUGUUUACAGGUGGCCAUCUUAGAUUUUUACAGUUGAAAGUUGUUAUUGAUAUAUCUCAGAAAGUUCUUCUUGGAUCUUUCUUAGGCUUCAUAUGUACAUGUAGAUUAUCCAUGGUAUGAAAUGAUUAAGAGGGGAAAGAAGAGGAAAGUGGAGAAAAGGUCAAUCUUUUAUACGACUGAUAAAGAUCAUUCAAUAGUUGGCGCCAAGAUAAGAUUCCUCUUGGAUCUCUCUUGUUGCAUUGAAUUUAUGGAUAUGAUUUAUUGUCAUUUUACACAUAACUGAUUGUUAGAAACCUUGUGAGCUUUUAUGUGGUCAAUUCAUUGUAAUGAAUCUUUGUUAUGUGCAAUUUACCAAAAUUAUCUUACUGUAUAUAAAAUAAUUUUAUUGUUAUACAUGUAUUUACAAUUCAACUUUAAAACUUUGUUAUGGACAUUAUUAUAAAUGCUUUAAAUUAUUAAGUGAAAAAGUUAUCUCUUAGAAUUGACAAAUAACUGCCUUUAUAUAUAUUUUACAAGAACAAUGAAAAGACCCGUACAUCUGGAAAAUAGUAAAAUUCUAGUCUCAUUAACAUUUUAAUUUAUGUCUGCAUUUAUUUAUUUUCUUUCUUUUUUUAUUAUUAUUGUUUCUUCCCCGUUUUUAGGCUUCACUAAGUUUACUUAAUAGUUUUCUAGUCACCUUUAUUUAGACAUAGUAGAGUUCAAUAAUUUCAGCCUGAAUCUUCAUGUUGCUGGAAAGUCACUGAAUUGUGACAUCAUCGAUGACGUCAUCAUUUCUAUUAUGACGUCAUCACACGUACUGAUGAUGUAAUCAGUACAUGUGUUCCCAAUUAAGUUAAAUUAGGAUACUCCUGCUUUCCAAAGCAUUUUGAAUUUUCAAAAAAAGUUUAGUAUUGCAAAAGUUAUUACCUGUCAAAGUCGGGACAUGUUUUUUGGGACACCCUGCAUAUGUGCCUGUACUAGGCAUUUCUAAUUAAUAGGACAUUGUACCACAUCACUGUCAUACUAUGACAUCAUCAUGUUUGUGAUGUCAUGGACUACAGAACUAAACCUACCUCACAACUACAUGUAGUAGUAUAUCAUAUGUUCGGUAGUCCUCAAUAACCAUCAUUGUCAUGAACGAAGUUUCAUAAAAUAGUCAAAAUGUUUGCUCUGGUAUAUGUCCUGAUAAAAUACAUCAUAAUUAUCAAUGUACACUUGUUAAUUUAUUUUUCUACUCAAAGUAUCAUCUACCUCAUUAAAUGUUACUUCCAGUUUUGUAUUUUGAAUUAAUUGGGAUUGGCUGACUGCUUGAGUGAAGUAUAAUAGUAACAACAGCCAAUCAAAAUUAAUCAGAAAAUUUUGUGCCAAUAACAGAAUUGCAGUUGGUAUUGUACAGUGAGUGAUAAUCAAUGUACAUAUUUUGUCACAAAUCUAUUGAAUCAUAUUUUAGUCUUGUAAUUUUCUAGCAAAAUGUUAUCAGUUGAACUUUAUGUUACUAUAGUGAUACAGUGUGUGUCAGAAGGAUGUUAUCAGACAGUUGUACUUUAUGCUACUAUAAUGAUAUGCUAUCUGUUGAACUUGAUAUGUGACUAUAACAAUAUUUUUUCAGAAGAACAAUAUCUGUUGGACUUUAUGUUACUAUAGUAAUGGUCUUUCAGAUGAACAAUAUAUGUUGAACCUUAUGUCACUAUUGUAACGCCUGGUCUGUCAGAUGAACAAUAUCUGUUUGACUUUGGCUUUGGCUCUGUUUUUAAAACAAAAUACCAGCGGUAUAUCAGAACUAAGAUGGCUGUUUAGGCCCAUUCUGACUUUUGUUUAUCCAUUUAACACAUUGAGUAAUAUUUACUCUAGGGCUUGUUGAUUGUUGGUAAUUAUUUACAUGCUGUUUACUGUUACAGAUUUUUUUUCUACCACCACAAUAGGUUGGUUUAAUAUAACUUCCAAGGCAUGAAAUAAUUGA